Messenger RNA from Fonticula alba, 5319 nucleotides. RefSeq lists its product as hypothetical. Lineage: Eukaryota; Rotosphaerida; Fonticulaceae. Gene Ontology annotation, molecular function: adenylate cyclase activity. The record is from RefSeq and is a predicted model, not a curated record. The coding region runs from base 1 to 5319 and encodes 1772 amino acids. Gene Ontology annotation, biological process: adenylate cyclase-inhibiting G protein-coupled receptor signaling pathway; cAMP biosynthetic process; adenylate cyclase-activating G protein-coupled receptor signaling pathway. The transcript has 11 exons.
AUGACCGACCCAAGCGAGGGACAUGACCCGGCGUCCCGGCGCCAUGUUGGCGGUGCGCGAUCCUGGGUGGACGAACCACCGCCGGUGGAGUGCCUGGACCACUCGGUCGAGCGGAUGUUCCGCAUCGAGCCCGGCCGGCUGCUGAGCGCGUCGACGGAUCGGGCAGGCCCGGGGCUGCCACCGGCCCCGGCCGGGCCCGGGGCACAUGGCCGGCCCCCGGUCAUGGUCCCGGCCUUGCCGGAACCCCUGGUGGACUAUCAGCCCGCCGUGGCGGCAUCCGUGAGCGACAUCUUCCGUGCUGGCCGGUGCCUGAAGGCCGGGGCCCUGAUGCCGACGCCGCUGGACAGCCACCUGGCCGCCGACUCUGUGACGGUGCCGGUCCGCCGAGCGGCCGACGUGGCGCGGCCCGCGCCUCGGGCCAUGUCCCCGAGCGCGGGCGCCUUCGAGGGGACUGGCAUGCCAGCAGCAGCAGCAGCAGCAGCAGCAGCACCGCCGCCGCCGCCGCCGCCGCCGCCGCCUCCCCCACCAGCGUCGCCGCCACCGCCGCCGCCACCACCGCCACCACCGCCAUCGCUGCAUAAGGUGACACAACUGGAUGGGGCUGCCGGCAACGGGCGGCCCGGCCCCCGUCGGGAUGCCGACCUGAAGUCGCGUCUGCUGCUGUGGAUAGGUCUCAAGCGGCGGCAGCCCUUCCGCGAGCUGUUUUCGCUGCCGGAAAAUGAGCAGACCCUGGACUGCGGGACCUUCUUGAAGUUCAAGAACCGUGACUUGGAGAACUCCUUCCGCGAGUUCUUCCUGGUGCAUGACAAGUCGUCGCUCAAAACGCUGGCUCUGUGUGGGCUCAUGGCGUCCGUCCUGCAGACCAUCGUGUAUUUUGUCUUUUCCGACUGCGAGCGAUACGCCGUCGGGGCCCAGUGCUUUCCCACCCUGGCGGGCAUCCUCUUCUCCGUCAUGACUUUGAUCUAUGUGUUCAUUGUCUCGGUGAUCAUCUUGAGACCGGACAUCGGCCAGACCCCGGUCUUCCUGCUGCAUACGCUGCUCCUGUCAACCCUGGCCAUGCUAUCGGUCCUGUUCAGCUGCGAGGUGUUCAUCAGCAAUGACUCGAUCCUCACCUUCGUCAUCAUCAACCAACGAGUGAUGAUGAUCAUGCUGCUGGUGGUGCCGCUGUCCUGGAUGCGCCUCGGGUCCAGCACCAUCCUCAUCCUGGCCGUGGCCACCAUCGACCAUAUCAUCCGCAUUGUGGUGUAUGCCAUCAAUUAUCGCGGCGUGCGCGACCGCUUCGAGUGGCGCUUCAUCCUGGCCACCACGCUCUUUUACCUGGGGACCUUCAUCGCCUCCAUCACCAUCACCUUCGAGCGGGAGUUCGAGUCGCGGGCCUUCUUCCUGAAGACCGGCGUCCUGUACCAGAGCCACCUGGUGAUGCGCAAUGCCCACCGGGCUUCCAAUGUGCUGCUUCGGUCGAUCAUGCCGCAAAGCGCCAUCCGGCUGCUCCGGGACCGGCGCACGCAGAAUGACCAAUUCGCCAGGGCCGUGCAGCCGGCGCAAAUCCACACCAAUGUGACCAUCCUCCUGGCCGAUGUGGCCGGCUUCACGCGCUUCAGCUCGUCCAUCAGCGCCGAGGAGCUGGUCCUGACGCUGAAUGCCCUGUUCCUGUGCUUCGACAGCUUGGCCCACGCGUACGAUGUGGAAAAGAUCAAGACCAUGGGCGACAGCUAUGUGGCCUGCAGCGGGGCCCCGCGCCAGGAGAAGCUCCACGCCCUGCGCAUUUGCCUGCUGAGCCUGGCCAUGUGCGAUGCCAUGAGCGAAUUCACCGUCGGCGCGGUGGUGGAGACGGAUCCGGACUGCGCGGCGGCCAUGGCCGCCGCCAUGGCCGCCACCGCCGCCAACGGCACCGGCAACUGCACCAAGUGCGGUGGCAUGGGCCGCGUCCCCGGGGGCGGGCCCUGGCCCGCGGCCGACCCGCUGGCCGACUGCGACCGCUUUCACUAUGCCUGGCGGCCGCUGCGUCUGCGCGUCGGCGUCCACACCGGCACCGUGGCCGGGGGCCUGCUCGGCCUGAAGAACAUGCGCUACGACCUCUACUCCACCGACAUGCAGGUGGCCUCCAUGAUCGAGUCUUCCGGGCCGAAGAACAAGCCACACGUGUCCUUCCAAACGCUGCUGGCCCUGGGCCCGCAGCUGGACGACUUCGAGCUGGAGUCCUCGCCCUCCGGGGGGAUUUACAUCGACAGCGUGGGGCAUGUCAUCCACACGGCCCUGCUGCGGGGGCUGAUCCGCGAGUGCCGGCGGCGGGAUGGCUCGCUGCGCAAGCUGUCGGCCGUCACCUGCCGGCUGAUCCUCGAGGCGGAGGUGCGCGUCCGCACCGGCGACCUGUCGGAGCUGGCCUACCUGGUGCAUUCGGCCCCGACCCCGGGCACGCCCGGCACCCCGGGGGCCGGCCCCUCGCGCGGCCACUCGGCCCUCUGGCGGCGGUAUCGCCUGAUGGACUCCGGCCACCCGGACCGGCAUUCGAUUGAAAGCUCGCGCCAGCUCGUCUACGCCUGCCUGACCAUGCAUCCUGCCCGGUCGGCCUCGGGCCGCCGAAAGGUCCCCUGCCCCUCGACCGCGUCGGACAUCGAGCACAUCCUCCAGUCGCCGGAUGGCUUUUACAAUGCCACCCAGCGCGCGCACCAGCUGGCCUUCUACAGCGCGCAGCACUUCUCCCGGCAGUACAUGCGCGAUGUGACGGCCUUUCGCGAAAGUGUGGUCCGUGCCAAUGGCAGCUCGGUGUCCCCCUCGGGGAUGAUGGCCGGCCCGGCGGCCGGCGGCCACGGUGCUGCCGGUGCCCUGGGCCUCGGGGAGAUCGGCCGGCCGGGGGGCGGCGCGCGGCAGGCGCCGGGCUCGGGCUCGGCCGCCGGGCCGGCCAGCCGGGCCACCCAGGCGCCGCCGCCGCCGCCGCCACCGCCAUCGGCACCGGACCAGGCGACGACGCCGCCCGGGACGCCGUCACGGCCGGCGGCCACCCCGGCCGGCCUGCGCAAGGCCAACAGCGCCUCGCCCCUGCCCAAGACCAUCGGCCUGCUGCCGCUGCGGGUGCUGGCCUCCUCGCCGACGGAGCAGUGCAACUCCAUGACCCGGGUGGCCCUGCUGCGGGCGGCCGAGCGCCGGGCGGCCGCCCUCGCCGAGGACGCCGGCCCGGCACCGCGCUAUGCGCAGGACGACCUGCUGGCCUGCCGGCACCGGGGGGGUCAGCCGUCGGCCAGCUCGCUGUCCUUGCCGGCCGACCCUGGCGCGGCCGCCGCCGCCGCCGGGGGGUACAGCACCCCCGACUCGGGCCCGGCCAGCCGCGAGGGGGAGGAGUCGGCAGCCGGGCUGGCGGCCGCCCUCACCGGGGUCCCGGCCGCCGGGGCCCUGCUGGACAGCGAGCGGCGCGAAAUCACCGGGGCAUCGGCCUGGCCGGGGCAGCAGCUGGCCCACCCGCUGGCAUCGGCUUCCGAGGCCAUUCGCAGCGCUCGGGCCCGGGCCUCGGGGCUGAUCCCCCCGGCGACCGGGGUGACCCCCUCGGCCAGCAGCACCCUGGCGGCCGCAUUGGCCACGCCCCCCCCGGCGUCGGCUUCCCCCGGGGCGGCCACCCUCCGGCAUGUGCCCCUCGGGGCUGAGCAUGCCGAGGACCCGGGCUUCCUGGCUUCGCCGGAUGCCCCGGCCACGCCCAUCCCCUCGCCGACGCUCCUGGACUUCGCCACCAUCGGGCACUUGGCCCCGGCCGGGGCGCCGGCGAGGCUGGAGCACCAGGCCGACGCCCCGGCCGCGUCGCCCUCGCUGCCGGCGCUGCUCGAUCGAGGCUCCCCCGGGGCGGCCGACCCCGCCGGCGGGGCGCCCGGCGAGCGAUUCUGGCACAGCUGGCGGCGGCCAGUCCGGCACCUGGUCAAUUCGCUGCUGCCCUCGUACUCCGGGGUGCUGCUCCGCGACCGACAUGCCGAUGGGCUGGACCCGCACCCGCACGAGCAGUACCACCCUCCGCACCACCACCACCACCACCACCACCGCCCCCAGCAUGACCAAGAGCAUCAGCACCAGGGCGGCCCCCCGGCCGCCGGCCAGGGCCGGGGCCUGUCCUCGGCGCCGGAGGCCGGCGCCGGGGCCUCGCCAUGGCGCCGGACGCCAGGGACCCGCAUCGCCCGGUCGCUGUCCUUCCUGCCCCGGCGUCGGGCCACGGCCGAGGAAACGAUCGAGGCGUCGGCCAGCCACUCGGGGCCCCUGGCGGCCGCCGGGCCCGGCCCGGUGGCCAUCCUCUGCACCCGCUGCAUGCUGGAGGGGCAGGCCCCGGCCGGGGGGCACAUUUCGGCCACGGAGGCCAGUGCCUCCGGGGCGGCCCUCUGUGCCGCGUGCCAAUGCCCGGUCUACUGUCCCGGCCGGCGCCGGGACCUCUCCGACAUGAGUGGCCCCGCCGGCGGGGGUGCCGACGGCGGUGGCGGGCCCCACGCCGGGCAUGUGGCGCAGGCCACUCUGCCCGGCCCGCCGCCUGGCCUUGGCCACAUGUACAAUCGGAGCGUGCUCAAUGCCGAUGUCCCCAUUGACUUUCUGCCCACUCGGUCCCUCUCGGGGACCUGGGUCCCGGCGGCCCGCCAGCCGGCGGCUCGUCUGCCGGCCGGCCCGAAGCCGGCGAUCUCGGCCACGCCGCUUGUGGCCCUGGGGCCGGCUGUGUCGCCGGCCGGCGCGGCCGCCACUCGGCCCGGGCCCGCCCCGGCCCGGCCAGCCCCUGGGCCUCCGCCCGGAUCUACUAGCAGCACCCCCGCCACCACCAGUAACAGCGGCAGCAGCACCAGUAACAGCGGCAGCAGCAGCGGCAGCAGCAGCAGCAGCAGCAGCAGCAGCAACAGCAGCGAUGGCAGUGACAACUCCGCCCGGGGCAGGAGCGACGCCGACGAUCGCAAGGCCCGCCACGGCAUGGGCCAUGGUGCUGGCGGGCUUCCGCGUGAGAAGGGCCCCCUCCCAGCCGGGGCGGUGCCGCCGAGCCCGGGCCAACCCGUGCCUCUGGCCUCGAUGGCCCCGGGGGCGGAGCCCAUGGCGGCCGCAAGCACGGGUGCUGCUGCGGCUGCCGCGGCCGCGGCCGCCGCCGCCGCCGCCACAGGGGGCUUCUGCCCAAGGUCGCAUUACCUCCAUCGCCACCACCGCCAUUACCACCACCCGACACAUCGGCACCAGAUGGGCAGCGCCACUGCCGGGCCGGUUGUCGAGCAGACGGUCCCCGAGUUCCCGCGGACCCUGAAGGAGUUCCAGUUCAGCCGCGGCGGCAUCGUGUCCAAGCUCGAGUCGCAGAUGACCCUCCUGGGUAUGUGA